GAGGGCCACAGUUUGGAGACCACAAGUUUACAUCAUGGACUCACUUCCUCCCACAUAUUGUUCUCUCCAUCCCGAACUUUGCGUAAUUCUAGAAUUACAACAGCCAGAAUUAGAGAUGUGAAAUGUUUAUCCCAUUCAGGGUAGAUGGAAAGCUGGAUAUCACCCCCAACAGGCACUGUAAUGGCGAUAUUCAUCCUGGUAUAGGUGAAUCUGGAGCAGCGCAGAUGUCCCCGCGGUGCAGACGAGACGUAACGGGCGCUAUGUACGGUACAUGUCACCCUCCCCGGGGAUGCAGCUUGUGAUCCUUCAGAGUACCAGGCGGGUUCGGGGUGUAUAAGACAAGACAUAGGAAUGAAUAACUCGGAGGUGUUUGAUGGCGGGCCCUACAUGGUGCGGGGCCACAAGCAGCGCUGCAUGUCUGCUGUGGAGCAACGUGUCCCAAGCGACCUGGAUCUGCAAGAACUCCAGGAGGAGCAGGACCGGUUCCUGGGGGUCCCAAUGAGGAGAUACGGGCCGGCAAGGUGCUCCGUCCAUGUCCACGACUCCUUCCGAAGGCACAGCUGGGAGCCGGCCAAGAGGCUGCAGGAGGAGGCCGGCUAUGACAGCCUCAGCUUGAAUGCGGAGGAGAUGGAGGAGAACAUGGGCUACAACCGAGACCCCCGGCGGACCCCCAUCAUCCGCAGUACUGAUGAGCUGGAGUCUUUGCUGUCACUACGAGGGGAAGAUGUGGAGGUGACGCAAGAGGAACACGCCAAGAGACUGCAGGAAUACCUGUCCCAGGCCUAUCUCUACAACCCGCUCUCUAAGUCCGUGUCCAUGACUGGAAUUGAUGAUGUGGUCCUGUACUCGCACAGAAGUCACCUGGGGAACGGGUUGAGCGCUGUCAGCUGUGGGGAGUUUGAUAUCCUGGAAACUGAUGAGAAGGAGAACAGGAAUAAGGAGGAAUCUCGCUUUGAGAGGACCCUGAGUUUUAUCAGGAAGAUUUCAGGAGGGAAAAAUAAGAAUAAAGAAAAAGAGAAAAUGAAGGAAAGAGAAAAGGACGCCAAGGAAAAGGACACCCGCUACACUAAUGGCCACCUCUUCACCACCAUCACAGUGUCUGGGACCACAAUGUGUUUUGUCUGUAGCAAAAGCAUCACAGCAAAGGAGGCUCUUAUAUGUCCUACAUGCAGCGUUACGAUACACAACCGCUGUAAAGAUGCCCUUCCCAGCUGCACAAAGGUUAAGCAGAAGCAACAGAAAGCGGCCUUCUUGAAGAACAACUCUGCUUUGCAGAACGUGUCUCUAAGGAAUAAAUCUAGUACAUUAAGGGAGAGACCAAACUCUGCCAUCUAUCCAUCUGAAAGCCUCCGUCACUCUCUGCUCGGUUCACGCCGGGGACGGACAUCUUUAUCUCUCUCCAAAAGCGUCUCCACGACCAAUAUUGCAGGGAAUUUGAACGACGAGAGUCCCCUGGGAAUACGGAGGAUUCUAUCUCAGUCCACGGAUUCUCUGAACAUGAGGAACAGGACCCUGUCUGUGGAGUCUCUGAUCGAUGAAGGAGGAGCCGAUAUCAUCUGUAGUCAGCUGAUGAGCGAUUUCGCAACGGACGAGAAGGAGUUUGAGGCGGAUUCAUGGAGCUUGGCGGUCGACAAUAAUUAUCUACAGCAGCACAAAAAGGAUGUGAUGAAACGGCAGGAUGUUAUAUAUGAGCUUAUUCAGACCGAAGUCCACCACGUUCGCACGUUAAAGAUUAUGACCAACCUGUUCCGUAAAGGAAUGAUUGAAGACCUACAGAUGGAUCCUGCCCUGGUCCAGAAGAUGUUCCCAUGUGUGGAUGAGCUCAGUGACAUCCAUAUCCGCUUCCUCAUCCAGCUUCUUGAGAGGCGCAAGGAUUCCUUGGCAUCUGACAGCAACAAAAACUUUGUCAUCAAUAAGCUGGGUGACAUCCUCAUAAACCAGUUUUCAGGAACCAAUGCAGAACAUAUGAAAAAAGCCUACACUGAAUUCUGCAGCCAGCACCAGAAGGCUGUGAAACUCUAUAAGGAAUUGUUCUCCCGAGAUAAGAAAUUCCAGCAGCUGAUAAGGAAAUUGACUCGUUCUCAGCUGCUUCGGAGGCAUGGAGUACCUGAGUGUAUUCUUCUAGUCACACAGAGGAUUACAAAAUACCCAGUUCUCAUCGAUCGCAUACUGCACAAUUCUAAAGGUGAUGAGGAAGAGUAUCAAGACCUGGCUACCUCCCUGACACUGGUUAAGGAACUUCUUUCCACCAUUGACCAGGACGUCUACAAUUAUGAGAAGAACCUGCGUCUGCAAGAGAUCUACCAAAAAGUGGACAGUAAAUCCACAGCUAUGGUCCAGGGAGAUUUUUGCUUCAGUAAGGAGGAGCUGCUGAGGAGGAAGUUAGUCCACGAGGGUUCGCUGCUUUGGAAGACUGUUGCAGGACGUUUCAAAGAUGUUAUCUUGCUGCUAAUGACUGAUGUCCUCGUCCUGCUCCAAGAGAAGGACCAAAAAUACUACUUUCCAACCCUGGACAAAUCACCUGUCAUCUCCUUACAAAAUCUCAUUGUACGAGACAUUGCCAACCAAGAAAAAGGAAUGUUCUUGAUCAGCGCCAAGCCUCCAGAGAUGUAUGAGGUUCAUGCUGCUUCACGAGAAGAUCGCAACACAUGGAUGAAACUUAUUGCACAAUCUGUAAAAGUAUGUCCCAAACGUGAAGAUUUCCCAUUGAUUGAGACUGAAGUAGAGGCCAAACUGAGAAAGCUGAAAGAGGUCAUACAGCAGAGGGACAGAGAAGUAGCAGACAUUCUUGAAGAAAAAGUGACUCUCUUCACUAAAGUGCUUCAGCUGCAGGCCGGAGAAGACAUCCCUGUGGGUGGUAAUACCCGUAAACUCUUCAGGACUGAAUCAACAGACAGCUAUAGAGGAGAGAAAAUUAUCACCGAAGCCAUUAAGGAAGUGGAAGCACUCAAGGAUGUGAUACUUUCCAUUGGAAUAGAGCAGAACUCAACUAAAAUAGUCCAAAACCACGUAUCUACCACCUCCAAUACUGAGAGCAGCAGUGUGAACGGAUCCCUGGAUUCUAAUAAAGAUGAAGAUAUAAAUCAAAAGGAUCGUAAUGGGAAUCAGCUGCAGAAUAAAAGCCCACAGGAGGAGGCGUUGCAGAGGAUUUCCAGCCUAUACAAUUUGUUGCACGGCCUACAGGUUGUGGUCACACAGCAGGACAGUCUGUUGAGUAUCCAGAUCCCGGACAGCUGUGAUAAGAAGGAAGGUCUGUCCCGUACAAAUUCCCGGGAUCUAACCAUAGCAGAGCCCUUGUCCAAGAACAUUGAUAAGCCUGGGACGGAGCUGACCCUGCUCCAGCGGCAACACACCCUCCUACAGGAAGAGCUGCGGCGUAGCAGGAGGCAGUGUGAAGAGCGAGCUCAGGAGGCAGGGACUCUGGAGACCAGACUAAGGGAAAGCGAGCAGAUCAAGAGCAGACUGGAGAGAGAGCUGGAAGAAGCGAAGAGACAACUGGCCCUGGUGCAGAGAGAAAAGACUAAUAGUGGGAUAGAGAUUGUCAGGGUUCCCAGAGCAAUUGACCCCAGGAGACGUAGCCUGCCCGCUGGAGAUGCUCUCUACCAAACAUUCACACCUCCCCAGUCAAACCAUGACCGACGUUCUACCACGGUGGACGGGCCACUCCCCAUAAUCACAUUUCAAGAUGAUCCAGACCUAAAAGACGAUUUAAGUGACCUGACCGAACUAGAAAGACUGCCGGAGACUGCAGACACAGAGUCCUCGGAAGAAGAGGGUGGUGGUCCGCCAACUUCACCGUCAGGUGCGCGAGACUUUCUGAGAAUGCAGGACAUUCCAGAGGAGGCAGAGAGCGUUCACGACCUUAGAGAUGCAGAGAUAGACUCUUCAGAGAGCUGAGGAACCUGGACUUUGUGACAUGAUGGCUCCCAUUGUGGAUGCAAGAUGGACGAACCACUCCAAUCAGGGGAGCGGUGAAAAAAGUGACUGAUACUGUUAGCGGAGAAAGAUACGGCUCGAUUCCCUCCCAAAAUAAGAUUUUAUAAAAACUUAUAAAUACACUUUUAAAAAUGUUACCUAGUGUUGGACCAAUGUAAGGGUCCUGACAGGGCUGGGCACAACUGUUGCAGAUCAACAUAGAUGUGGGGGAAAUGUCAGAUGUGUCAUGUAAGACCUACAUGAACCCCUGGUGACCAGAGUAGGUUAACUAAACCUAUAUUUUAUCAAAAAGUAACAAAACAAAAAAUAAAAAAACUGAUUAUUCUGUGCUACCAAGUAAACCUGCAGAGAGAGUCACAAGCUUCUUUUACAUUAGAGUGUCAAGUAAGGACCGCAUUUGCCAAAUGCCCCCACAAGGAUCCAAACUGGAGGCCAGAGACAGUGGCGCUUUUUGGCCUGACACCAAAGGAUUCUUCAAUGUCAAAAAUAUUACUAUUGGCUACAGACUAAAAGUUAGCCAAGUUCGAUUUGAUCUUUGAAUUAGCAAAAGUCCUUACAACCCAACUCCAUGUCUCCUUCCCCCACAUUCAAAAGUGACUGGGCCCCACAGCUUCCUAUAAGAUGGGUAUUUUGUCGCUUCCUUCGAUCUGUCUAUUUGGACAGUGUUUAUUUAUUUAUUAUUUUAAUGCAUCCACAUUUUUUUAAGUUAUUGUUUUAUAUAUCCAAACAGGUCUGAGAAGCAAAAAUUACCCACCCACCUUUUUUUUUCAAUUGGCAAGCCGAACUAUUCUCCAAGGGAUGUCUUCGCCUAUUGGGAGAGGAAUUUUUUUUAUGACUGUUAAACCACUUUUAGGGAAGAAAGCCAAACAAGCCACGUCUUUAACUGUCCUUAAAAGGGGACUCCCACCCUAGACA
Messenger RNA from Hyla sarda, 4851 nucleotides. It is a transcript of the gene ARHGEF2, whose product is annotated as Rho/Rac guanine nucleotide exchange factor 2. The coding region runs from base 352 to 3897 and encodes 1181 amino acids. Gene Ontology annotation, cellular component: ruffle membrane; cytoskeleton. Gene Ontology annotation, biological process: positive regulation of neuron differentiation; regulation of Rho protein signal transduction; actin filament organization. The transcript is spliced from 28 exons. NCBI's taxonomy places the organism in Eukaryota, Metazoa, Chordata, Amphibia, Anura, Hylidae. Gene Ontology annotation, molecular function: guanyl-nucleotide exchange factor activity; microtubule binding. The record is from RefSeq and is a predicted model, not a curated record.